Molecule: messenger RNA, 1634 nt
Organism: Pocillopora meandrina
Lineage: Eukaryota; Metazoa; Cnidaria; Anthozoa; Scleractinia; Pocilloporidae
Source: the annotation of a GenBank genome assembly
CUGAGAGCACAAAAUAAGAACGGUCGUGAAAAUUACAAUUUGAGGAACUACUCAUUGCACGAUUUCUUUUGUAAUUCUGGGGAACACACUUAUCAUAAAUGUCGAAAAUUUCCCCUUGGCGACGAAAUGGAGGAAAUCACAGCUCCGAAAGCGAAGAGGAAUCUUCUGAAACAUUUUUAGACAUCAAUUUGAAUUUCUCUUCGAAUGGCAAUUCUUCGGGAAAGAUCGUAGGAUUCCCUCCCAUCACUGAUGAAUUGGAUAAGAAAGGAAGCACACCUUGUAUAUCGUUCAUGGACGAAGAUUUAAUGAUAAAUCACACAAAGAAAAUGCCAGAACAUAUGAAACAGCGAUGGAGAAGGGCUGCAAUAUGGGUGACGGUAUUCUGCAUUGUUGUAUCUUUUAGUAUAACAAUUGCUUCGUUUCGAGCCGCCGGGGCGUACGACAGCUCUUCUGCUCUCGCGCUCGCAUUUGAUUGUGCUAAUGCUUUCUUAUGCUCCUUCGUUGUUCUGUGGAGAUUCAAGACAGCAAAGAACGGCAGUUUGGGGUAUAAAAGAGAGAGAAUAUCCUGUCUUGUGUUUGCGACUUCUUUUAUUGUCAGCGGAACUUUGACUGCGGGAUUAUCAAUCAAAAGAAUUGUCGAGAAAGAUCAUCCCACCAAAACGUUUUGCAUCGUGGCUGUUCUAAGCGUUGGUUGCUUUCUGUACACUUUGCUAGCCGUGAUGCAGUGUUACGUUUCUAAGAAACUUCUAAGUUCAGCGAUGCUCGGGAGCUGUAUAGACUCCGUGUUAUCGGCUGCACUAAUGUUUGGCCUUCUUAUUAGUAACUGCGCCUUUUUACUUGUUCAUACAGACUUGUGGUAUCUAGACCAUUCCAUGGCAAUUUUAGUUGCACUAGUGACAAUACUUUGCGGCUUGCAAAUUCUGGUGGAAGUGUUGUUUUAUAAGAAACUUCCAAUAGAUAUGAUGCCUUGUAAGGAAUGCUAUUAGCGCCAUAACUAAGUUAUGCCCAUAUAAAUUUAUUUCUGUCUCUUAAACAUAUCAAUCUGCUAAAAUUUGCAUAAUAAUUUAUCAAGAGUAAUCACUAUAUAUCAGGACAGAUAUCAUCCUCAAUAAUCCGUGCGCUUUUAAGUAUUUGCCGAAGAAAGCUUCACUAGAUGACAACUUUCUGUGUUACCAUGUAGUCUUUUAUCAGUUUUUUAAAUUUGCAAAGUCUCCAUUCAGGCGAGUUGAUAUCCCGCUGUGCUGACGCAUACUUUCCCUGAGAAAGAACCGGCAUGCAGUGUGUUAAUACAUAUAUGUCCUCUUGUUGUUCUUCAAUGGGGAGUUCGUGUGCCGGCCUUAGGUAGCCUUUAGGGGUAGCAGCUAGCAACUUAAAAAUAUAUUGCAAGGUGCUGAAGCGAAAAUUUUCCUUGUGAAAAGUAACUGAUCAUUGACCAUUUCCCGGUGCAAAAUAACAAUUAGUCAUCAGAAACGCGAAUUUAGCCGGUUGUCGUCAAUUUCACGAUUAUGAAAGGAGAAAAAGAAGAUUGAACGCUUUCCUGAUCGCAUAAACUCCUGUCGUGAGGAAAAAGCCGCCACUUUAUGCGCCGCAUGUCAAUUAAUUCGUCGGGCAAAUCACUUUGACACCCAUUCCUC